GGUUUCAAUUUGUCUGCAGAGAAAAAUGGCAACACAGCCUCAGUCCUUUUUGUUCCCUUCUUAAACUUCGUUCUUUGGAUCUGUCACUUGGAUGAGAGCUCUGAUAGAUGCAAGGGGAACCCAAUCUUUCAGCUUCAGAGAGAGCCAACAGUAGUAAAGAGGUAAUGGGAAAUGUCUGCCCCCAGCCUGCAACCCGGGAAAAUCAGAAGGGAAAAAUGAAGAGUGCUGUAGUUGCCGCUGAAGCCAAAUCAUACGAAGGAAUCACUAAACCAAAGAGUGGCUCUUCAUCCAAUGACAAUGGCAACGGGAUUGCACAGGAUAAGAGCAAAUCGGUAUCAAAACCGGCCAUAAAGUUUUGGAACAAACGGUCAACCUUGGGAAAAGUCAGCAAGGGCAGGGAAAUUUCAAUACUGGCAUUUGAAGUAGCCAACACAAUUGUUAAAGCUGCGAACUUCCUACAGUCUCUUUCUGGUAGACAACUCCAGCUUUUGAAGGAGGUCUUCACUUCAGAAGGAGUACAGAAUUUGGUUUCCACUGACAUGCAAGAGUUGCUGACCAUUGCAGCUGCUGACAAAAGGGAGGACCUUGAAGUCUUCUUGAGAGAGGUCAUCAGGUUUGGAAAUCAAUGUAAAGACCCCAAGUGGCACAAAUUAUCUUUUUCAAAACUGGAUUUGGAUAAUUCAAGAUGCAAGCUUUCUGGAGAAGAAGCGGAAACAUCAUUGCAACAAUUGAGUUCUUUGGCACAGCAAACAAUGGAGUUAUACCAGGAGUUAGAAGCUCUGGACAGAUUCGAACGAGAUUAUCGGAGAAUGGUUAAAGAAGAAGAGUCCUACAAUCUUCCUUUGAGAGGAAAAGAUCUCAUGAGCUUGGAAAGUAAACUCAAACAUCAAAGGAAAUUUGUAGAGGGCCUGAAGAAAAAAUCUCUCUGGUCAAUGACAAUGGAGGAGAUCAUGGCAAAGUUGGUCAACAUUGUAGUAUUCAUGCAUCAAAGAAUGAUAAAGGUUUUUGGAGACAAUGGUAGGACGAGCUUCAGCAAAGAGUACACGACAAAUAAUGGAGAUUCCCGAAGAUUGGGGAAAGCUAGUCUUGCCCUACACUACGCUGACAUUGUCCAGCAGAUAGAUGAGAUUGCAACUCACCCAGCGUCUUUUUAUCCAAAAGAUAGGAGUAGGCUAUAUCACGCAUUGCCAAAAGCUGUUAAAACAGCACUUCCAUCUCGUGUGCAGAGUAUUGAUACCAAGGAUCAGUUGCCGAUUCCGCAUGCAAGGGCUGAAUUGAACAAGAUUUUAAAAUGGCUUGUCCCCCUAGCAACAAAUACAAUGAAAGCUAAUGAACGAUUUGGGCGGGUUGGAGAGUGGGCAAAGACUAGUAAAGAGGCCUCUGAGAACACAUCUACAAGAAACGGCAUGAUUCGCCUCCAGACACUGUAUCAUGCAGAUAAGGAAAAAACAGAGCUAUACAUCCUUGAAUUGACCUUUUGGCUACACCGUCUGGUCACCAUGGUGGAGCAGAGAUACCAUGCUUCCAACCCUGUGUUUAUUCGAUCUCCCAUUUACCAGAGGAGGAAUUUUCACCCCAAAGUCCAGCCUCCAAUAUCUCCGGGAAGUAGCACAGGAACACCAAGUUCCUGGACUGAACUAUCUCGACAAGGUAAAGAUCAUUCAGAAGAGGUAUUUCAAAGGAGACCGACAUAUGAAGGAACAAGAAAACGGUUCUGUGAGCCAGGAUGUUCUCAGUGGAAUGAACCGAUUGAGUUUGAGAAACACUGAAUUACCGUAAUAUAUGGUCACCACUGCUUUGUACAUAGCUCAAAGCAAGAAAGUAUUUUACCUUGAAUACACAAACUUUUCCUAAGUUCUUCAAUCGGUUCACCAAUCAGCACGUGAUUGAGAAUCAUUUUUGCUUGUGAGAAUGUACAAGGUGUUAAAGGCACUGGUGCUCAAGGAUGCAUUAGGAUUUUGUUCAACUUCAUCCUCAGCCGACUCAUUUCUUGUACCAUGGCCAAACUGCCAGUAGUGUAAAUUAACUCUCUUAAACUUGCUUCCUGAAUAAUUUGUCCAAUU
This is a messenger RNA of Eucalyptus grandis, 2063 nucleotides long. RefSeq names its product protein PSK SIMULATOR 2-like. NCBI's taxonomy places the organism in Eukaryota, Viridiplantae, Streptophyta, Magnoliopsida, Myrtales, Myrtaceae. Gene Ontology annotation, biological process: positive regulation of growth. The record is from RefSeq and is a predicted model, not a curated record. The transcript has 13 exons. Bases 108 to 1769 code for a protein of 553 amino acids.